GAGAGAGAGAGAAAAUAAGGAGGAAAUGAGGGAGUAGAAAAGACGUAAAAGAUAGGAAUGAGAAAAGAAUAAGCAGGAAAGAAAAGAAAGAUAGCAAGGAGAAGAGAAGAAGCAGGAAAGAAAAGAGAUAACGAAGAGAAGAAGCAGGAAAGACUUGAAAGAAAAGAAAGAUAGCAAAGAGAAGAGAAUAAACAGAAAAGAAAGGUAGGUAACGUCAUUAUGAGAGUUUUUUCCUAUACAGGAGGAUCAAGAAAAGAAAAGAUGGAUAUAGAAAUUGUAAAUCUGCAAUGGUUUAAGGUAAAUAUAUAUACCAAAUGAGGAAGAGGGAGAGGAUCACAAGGAAGUUGAGCCAAGAGGCCAUGGCGCAGGCCCAACAGGAGGUAAAAGCAGGCAAGCUCAAUCUGCUGCAGGCAGCCCAGGAGUUUGGGGUCCCCAAAACCAGCCUGAGUGACCGAGUCAGUGGAAGGGUGUCCUCUGAUUGUGUCCUGGGUCAGAGGACUCUCCUCACCCCUGCAGAUGAGGAUUCCCUGGUGGAGUACCUCUUGUACUCUGCCAGUCAUGGGCUUCCACUGACGAAGCCUCAGGUCCUGGCCCACGCUCUGGCCAUCUACAACCUCCGCCACCAGGCAGCCCCCAAGACCGGGCUUGGCCAGACGUGGUGGAUAAACUUCAGGGAGCGGCACCACCAUCGCCUGACUGCUCGGACCCCAGACAUAAUUGACCGUGGGAGGGCAUCCUGCGCCAAGAGGGGGCCAAUAGAGGAAUAUUUUAAGUUCCUCACCACCACCCUGGAGGAGCACGGGUUGAGGGAGAAACCCUGUCAGGUUUACAACUGUGACGAGACGGGGUUUCAGCUGGAGGCUACAAGAAGAAAGGUCAUAGUGCCCCUGGGGACAAAACAUGCUUACAGGCAGGCCCAGGGAACCAGGGACCACAUCACCGACCUGGCCUGUCUCAAUGCGGCUGGGGAGGAUAUCCCCCCUUUCAUCAUCUACAAGGGGGGAUAUCCAGGAGAACCCUAUAAUAAAUAA
Molecule: messenger RNA, 1031 nt
Organism: Osmerus eperlanus (European smelt)
Lineage: Eukaryota; Metazoa; Chordata; Actinopteri; Osmeriformes; Osmeridae
Exons: 2
Coding region: 315-1031 (238 amino acids)
Cellular component (GO): nucleus
Molecular function (GO): DNA binding
Source: RefSeq, a predicted model, not a curated record